Messenger RNA from Closterium sp. Naga37s-1, 4695 nucleotides. The record is from the annotation of a GenBank genome assembly. Lineage: Eukaryota; Viridiplantae; Streptophyta; Zygnematophyceae; Desmidiales; Closteriaceae.
AUGCUCUCCCCGGACGCCCCAGAGCGUCGCUAUGCUCUCCCCGGACGCCCCAGAGCGUCGCGAUGCUCUCCCCGGACUCCCCAGAGCAUCGCGAUGCUCUCCCUGGACGCCCCAGAGCGUCAUGAUGCUCUCUCCAGACGCCCCAGACCGUCGCGAUGCUCUCCUACGCCGCCCCAGAGCGUCGCGAAGCUCUCCCCGGACGCCCCAGAUGGCCGCGAUGCUCUCCCCGGACGCCCCAGAGCGUCGCGAUGCUCUCCCCGGACGCCCCAGAGCGUCGCGAUGCUCUCCCCGAAUGCCCCAGAGCGUCGCGAUGCUCUCCCCGGGCGCCCCAGAGCGUCGCGAUGCUCUACACGGACGCCCCAGAGCGUCGCGAUGCUCAUCCCGGACGCCCCAGAGCGUCGCUAUGCUCUCCUCGGACGCCCCAGAGCGUCGCGAUGCUCUCCCCGGACGCCCCAGAGCGUCGCGAUGCUCUCCUCGGACGCCCCAAAGCAUCGCGAUGCUCUCCCCGGAGGCCCCAGAGCGUCGCGAUGCUCUCCCCGCACGCCCCAGAGCAUCGCGAUGCUCUCCCUGGACGCCCCAGAGCAUCGCGAUGCUCUCCCCGGACGCCCCAGAGCGUCGCUAUGCUCUCCCCGGACGCCCCAGAGCAUCGCGAUGCUCUCCCCGAACGCCCUAGAGCGUCGCGAUGCUCUCCCCGGACGCCCCAGAGCGUCGCGAUGCUCUCCCCGGACGCCCCAGAGCGUCCCAGACGCCCCAGAGCGUCGCGAUGCUCUCGCCAGCCGCCCCAGAGCGUCGCGAUGCUCUCCCCGGACGCCCCAGAGCGUCACGAUUCUCUCCCCGGACGCCCCAGAGCGUCGUGAUGCUCUCCCCAGACGCCCCGGAGCAUCGCGAUGCUCUCCUCGGACGCCCCAGAGCGUCGCGAUGCUCUCCCCGGACGCCCCAGAGCGUCGUGAUGCUCUCCCCGGACGCCCCAGAGCGUCGCGAUGCUCUCCCUGGACGCCCCAGAGCGUCGCGAUGCUCUCCCCAAACGCCCCAGAGCGUCGCGAUGCUCUCCCAAACCGCCCUAGAGCCAUCGCGACGCUCUCCCCGGACGCCCCAGAGCGUCGUGAUGCUCUCCCCGGACGCCCCAGAGCGUCGCUAUGCUCCCCCCGGACGCCCCAGAGCGUCGCGAUGCUCUCCCCGGACGCCCCAGAGCGUCGCGAUGCUCUACCUAGACGCCCCAGAGCGUCGCGAUGCUCUCUCCGGACGCCCCAGAGCGUCGCGAUGCUCUCCCCGGACGCCCUAGAGCGUCGCGAUGCUCUCCCCGGACGCCCCAGAGCGUCGCGAUGCUCUCCCCGGACGCCCCAAGGCGCCGCGAUGCUCUCCCCGGACGCCCCAGAGCGUCGCGAUGCUCUCCCCGGACGCCCCAGAGCGUCGCGAUGCUCUCCCCGGACGCCCCAGAGCGUCGCGAUGCUCUCCCCGGACGCCCCAGAGCGUUGCGAUGGUCUCCCCGGACGCCCCAGAGCGUCACGAUGCUCUCCCCGGACGCCCUGGAGCAUCGCGAUGCUCUCCCCGGACGCCCUAGAGCGUAACGAUGCUCUCCCCGGACGCCCCAGAGCGUCGCGAUGCUCCCCCCGGACGCCCCAGAGCGUCGCGAUGCUCUCCCCGGACGCCCCAGAGCGUCGCGAUGCUCUACCUGGACGCCCCAGAGCGUCGCGAUGCUCUCCCCUGACGCUCCGGAGCGUCGCGAUGCUCUCCCCGGACGCCCCAGAGCAUCGCGAUGCUCUCCCCGGACGCCCCAAAGCGACGCGAUGCUCUCCCCGGACGGCCCAGAGCGCCGCGAUGCUCUCCCCGGACGCCCCAGGGCGUCGCGAUGCUCUCCCCGGACGCCCCAGAGCGUCGCGAUGCUCUCUCCGGACGCCCCAGAGCAUCGCGAUGCUCUCCCCGGACGCCUUAGAGCGUCGCAAUGCUCUCCCCGAACGCCCCAGAGCGUCGCGAUGCUCUCCCCGGACGGCCAGAGCGUCGCGAUGCUCUACCCGUACGCCCCAGAGCGUCGCGAUGCUCUCCCCAGCCGCCCCAGAGCGUCGUGAUGCUCUCCCCGGACGCCCCAGAGCGUCGCGAUGCUCUCCCUGGACGCCCCAGAGCGUCGCGAUGCUCUCCCCGGACGCCCCACAGCGUCGCGAUGCUCUCCACGGACGCCCCAGAGCGUCGCGAUGCUCUCCUCGGACGCCCCAGAGCAUCACGAUGCUCUCUCUGGACGCCCCAGAGCGUCGCGAUGCUCUCCUCGGACGCCCCAGAGCAUCGCGAUGCUCUCCCGUGACGCCCCAGAGCGUCGCGAUGCUCUCCCCGGACGCCCCAGAGCGUCGCGAUGCUCUCCCCGGACGCCCCAGAGCGUCGCUAUGCCCUCCCCGGACGCCCCAGAGCGUCGCGAUGCUCUCCCUGGACGCCCCAGAGCGUCGCGAUGCUCUCCCCGGACGCCCCAGAGCGUCGCGAUGCUCUCCCCGGACGCCCAAGAGCAUCGCGAUGCUCUCCCCAAACGCCCCAGAGCGUCGCGAUGCUCUCCCCGAACGCCCCAAAGCGUCGCGAUGCUCUCCCCAGACGCCCCAGAGCGUCGCGAUGCUCUCCCCGGACGCCCCAGAGCGUCGCGAUGCUCUACCCGGACGCCCCAGAGCGUCGCGAUGCUCUCCCCCGACGCCCCAGAGCGUCGCGAUGUUCUCCCCGGACGCCCCAGAGCGUCGCAAUGCUCUCCCCGGACGCCCCAGAGCGUCGCGAUGCUCUCCACGUACGCCCCAGAGCGUCGCGAUGCUCUCCCCGGACGCCCCGGAGCGUCGCGAUGCUUUCCCCGAACGCCCCAGAGCGUCGCGAUGCUCUCCCCGGACGCCCCGGAGCGUCGCGAUGCUCUCCCCGGACGCCCCAGAGCGCCGCGAUGCUCUCCUCGGACGCCCCAGAGCGCCGCGAUGCUCUCCCCGGACGCCCCAGAGCGUCGCGAUGCUCUCCCUGGACGCCCCCAAAGCGUCGCGAUGCUCUGCCCAGACGCCCCAAAGCGACGCGAUGCUCUCCCCGGACGCCCCAGAGCGUCGCGAUGCUCUACCCGGACGCCUCAGAGCGUCGAGAUGCUCUCCCCGGACGCCCCAGAGCGUCGCGAUGUUCUCCCCGGACGCCCCAGAGCUUCGCAAUGCUCUCCCCGGACGCCCCAGAGCGUCGCGAUGCUCUCCCCGGACGCCCCAGAGCGUCGCGAUGCUCUCCCUGGACGCCCCGGAGCGUCGCGAUGCUCUCCCCGGACGCCCCAGAGCGCCGCGAUGCUCUCCCCGGACGCCCCAGAGCGCCGCGAUGCUCUCCCCGGACGCCCCCAGAGCGUCUCGAUGCUCUCCCUGGACGCCCCAGAGCGUCGCGAUGCUCUCCCCGGACGCCUCAGAGCGCCGCUCUGCUCUCCCCGGACGCCCCAGAGCGUCGCGAUGCUCUCCCCAGACGCCCCAGAGCGUCGCGAUGCUCUCCUUGGACGCUCCAGAGCGUCGCGAUGCUCUCCCCGGACGCCCCGAGAGCGUCGCGAUGCUCUUUCCGGACGCCCCGGAGCGUCGCGAUGCUCUACCCGGACGCCCCAGAGCGUCGCGAUGCUCUCCCCAGCCGCCCCAGAGCGUCGCGAUGCUCUCCCCGGACGCCCCAGAGCGUCGCGAUGCUCUCCGCGGACGCCCCAGAGCGUCGCGAUGCUCUCCCCGGACGCCCCAGAGCGUCGCUAUGGUCUCCCCGGACGCCCCAGAGCGUCGUGAUGUUCUCCCCGGACGCCCCAGAGCAUCGCGAUGCUCUCCCCGGACGCCCCAGAGCGUCGCGAUGCUCUCAUCGGAUGCCCCAGAGCGUCGCGAUGCUCUACCCGGACGCCCCAGAGGCAUCGUGAUGCUCUCCCCCGACGCCCCAGAGCUUCACGAUGCUCUCCCCGGACGCCCCAGAGCGUCGCGAUGCUCUCCCCGGACGCCCCGUAGCGUCGCGAUGCUCUCCCCGGACGCCCCAGAGCGUCGCUAUGCUCUCCCCGGACGCCCCAGAGCGUCGCGAUGCUCUCCCUGGACGCCCCAGAGCGUCGCGAUGCUCUCCGCGGACGCCCCAGAGCGUCGCUAUGGUCUCCCCGGACGCCCAAGAGCGUCGCGAUGCUCUCCCCGGACGCCCCAGAGCAUCGCGAUGCUCUCCCCGGACGCCCCAGAGCGUCGCGAUGCUCUCCCCGGACGCCCCAGAGCGUCGCGAUGCUCCCCCCGGACGCCCCAGAGCGUCGCGAUGCUCUCCCCGGACGCCCCACAGCGUCGCGAUGCUCUACCUGGACGCCCCAGAGCGUCGCGAUGCUCUCCCCCGACGCCCCAGAGCUUCACGAUGCUCUCCCCGGACGCCCCAGAGCGUCGCGAUGCUCUCCCCGGACGCCCCAGAGCGUCGCGAUGCUCUCCCCGGACGCCCCAGAGCGUCGCGAUGCUCUCCCUAGACGCCCCAGAGCGUCGCUAUGCUCUCCCCGGACGCCCCAGAGCGUCUCGAUGCUCUCCCCGGACGCCCCAGAGCGUCGCGAUGCUCUCCCGGGAAGCCCCAGAGCGUCGCGAUGCUUUCCCCGGACGCCCCAGAGCGUCGCUAUGGUCUCCCGGGACGCCCCAGAGCGUCACGAUGCUCUCCCCAGCCGCCCCAGAGCGUCGUAAUGCUCUCCCCGGACGCCCCAGAGCAUCGCGAUGCUCUCCCCCGACGCCUUAG